Molecule: messenger RNA, 2073 nt
Organism: Aspergillus affinis
Lineage: Eukaryota; Fungi; Ascomycota; Eurotiomycetes; Eurotiales; Aspergillaceae
Exons: 2
Coding region: 1-2073 (690 amino acids)
Source: RefSeq, a predicted model, not a curated record
AUGGCCGAAGAGUUUGAUAACACAAUGCCUUACCUAGAUGGUGAGCUAUACGGGAAGAUUCGAGCGUACCAUCUCGCUCAUCAAUUGACACAAUCCGCUAAGUGGAAGAGCCGCAUAGUCUCCAGCUCUAAAAGAAGGGAUUACGACCGUCUGCAUGAUAAUAAGGCAUAUAAACCACUUUGUGAAGCUCUUGAUUUGAUGCUCCAAUUUCCUGCUGUACUUGCUGGAUUCAAUUUAGGAAGUCUUCGCCGAUUCUUCAGGAUGAAGUGUGCAGAGGAGCUAGCAGCAUCUGUACGAUAUAUCUAUAUAAUAUGGACGGAGAUUAUGUGUGGACUCCCAGGUCAUCUCCUUGAUAUGACUUCGGUCAAUUAUCUUCAAGGCCGCACUCCUCGAUGGUCGCCUGCUGACAGAAGCUACAUUGAUGCCCUUUUCGAAAAUAGGGCACUGUUUGCAGAUGUACAAGAUCCUGUUCAUCGUAACCUGCUAAGAGAGCGACUAUUCGCUUUCAAUGGCAUCAUCCCGUCUAUUACUACGUUUCUAGAAAACACCAAAUACCUCGAGCCCGCAGCUAUAUUACUCAGGGCUCUCGUUCCUAGCAAGUUCACGGGAACACUGCGUCAGCAGAUGAUGCAACAUUUUAGCCAAAAUACGGUCUCAAACGUGGAGUUCUGGCCAGAGUACCAGCGCCUCUGGCUUGUAGCUCUUCGUGUAUUCCCUUAUUUGACCACUUUCAAGCCCUUACAGGACAAAAGGAGUUUUAAAGCGGAAUAUACUGGGAAUUACUGGGGCUUUCUCGCACGGUCCGCAAUAAAUCACGGCUUUGACUCUACAAAGAUUAGACAGACUGACAAGAACUAUCCAACAUCAGACAGACUACCUGAGAUCGUCAGAGACCCAAGAUUAUCUACCAGCGUGGAGGAGAGAUGGAAGUUAGGGAGGAGGUGUGGUAUGCCAACAGAGAGUAUGUUUGAUAACAUCAGUCCAUAUAUGUGUUUAGAAAACAUACAAUGUACACUGCUACCGGACCCUGGUGUGGCAGCGAUCAGCGUCUUUGCUGUAGCACGUGAAGCCUUCUUGUCAUUCUUUCAUGGAGAUGGGGGGCAUACUCUCGAUUCCCUCUCCCAAGCACCGCCAAUCCCGGGGGCUCCAGAAAAUGUCUCAGCAGAUGGAUCUAGUGUUGACACGAUAAUGCAUCCAGACGACGACGUGGAUAUGUCGCAAGAUAUUUCGACGCCCACAAAUCGACAACCUGCAACAAAUCAAUUGACUAGGCCGCUAGCCCUUCCCCCAGUGCCACCCAAUCCACCCAUUGGCCAACCACAGACCUCUGGAGAGGUGACCCCUUUCCCCGGGAGUCCUGGAUUGCAUACUACUGGAAUAUAUAAUGCAUCAUCGGACCAUAGUCCAUUUCCUGCAGCGGAUGCACUCAACAUGCAACCAGCCCUGAUCGCGCGACCACAUGAUAUAUCUGCUGGCUGGAAUCCACAGUCUGGAACACCGCUGACUACUCUUUCCCAAUCUCUCGUACAUUCGAGCUCAAGAACACCUAACCCGCACUUGUGGGCGGCUUCUGUGCCCAGGGAAAAGGUGGACCUUCGACCCAAAGACAUUAAAGACCAUCUUAAGAACAGAGAGGAAAGAUUUGCCAUUUAUGCAUAUGACAGGUCUAUUUUGCACUUUUUUGACAGGCAGCAAUUCUGUCUAUUGGAGAACUUUCUUCAUGGAAAGGAGCGUUGGUGGUUCGCGGCUUAUGAAGGGGACAGUCUCAUUACAAUCGACCACAAAUCACUGCAGUCCUAUUUGGAACGGAGUAGUUUUGUGAUAUGUGGGUAUGACCCGAGUAACUUCCUUUAUGCGCAGAGAAAUGAGCCUGGGCCAGGCCUACGCUUACUGGGCCUACGCUCAUUAGGCCUACGCUCAUUAGGCCUACGCUCACUGGGCCUACGCUCAUUAGGCCUACGCUCACUGGGCCUACGCUCACUGGGCCUACGCAUACCUGGGCCUACGCAUACCUGGGCCUACGCUAUAGAUGAAAGAUUGCAGGCCUACGCUUACUGGGCCUACGCUCAUUAG